AAAGCACGCUGCUACCGAUACAUCCUCACAGUCGAAUCCGAGUCAGCAAAUAUGAAGUUUCUGGUUGCCGUCUGCGUGGUGGUGGUCGCUGUGGCGGCGGAGGAGACCAAGAAGGAGAAGCGAGGCGUGCUCGGUCUCGACUCCUACGGUAGCCUGAACCACGGCCUGGAGUACGGCGCCAGCUACGGACACGGCCUAGAGUACGGCGCUGGCUACGGACACGGCCUCGACCUCGGCCACAGCCUCAGCCACGGCCACGGACACGCCAUCAUCGGCGAGCCCCAGAUUAAGAGCAUCCUCAUCGAGAAGGAAGUCGCUGUCGGCAUCCCCAAGCCCUACGCCGUGCCCGUCAUCAAGCACGUCGGCGUGCCCGUCAAGGUCGCCGUCCCCGUGCCCGUCGACAGGCCCGUGCCCGUGCACGUCAUCAAGCCCUACCCCGUGCACGUUGACAGGCCCUACGCUGUGCCCGUCGAGAAGCCCGUGCCCUACCCAGUCAAGGUCGCCGUCAAGGUGCCCGUCGCCGUGCCCGCCCCCUACCCCGUCAUCAAGCCCUACCCCGUGCACGUGCCCGUCGAGAAGCCCAUCGCCGUGCCCUACAAGGUGCCCGUCUACAUCAAGGAGCACUCCCACCACGACCUCCACCUCGACCACCACGAUGAGCUCAGCUCCUACGGCUCAUCCUACGGCUCAUCCUACGGCUCUUCCUACGGCCACCACUACUAGUCACUAUGAGUCACAGACUCAACCAUAAGUUCCUAAGCCCAUACGUCAUGUAAUGUAAAUACAGUCACCUGCUCACCUGCACGCUCCAAACCAAUAAAGUGAUACUUAGAUAU
This is a messenger RNA of Frankliniella occidentalis (western flower thrips), 836 nucleotides long. RefSeq names its product zinc finger protein 512B-like. The record is from RefSeq and is a predicted model, not a curated record. NCBI's taxonomy places the organism in Eukaryota, Metazoa, Arthropoda, Insecta, Thysanoptera, Thripidae. The transcript has 2 exons. Bases 52 to 723 code for a protein of 223 amino acids.